Molecule: messenger RNA, 5379 nt
Organism: Podarcis muralis (Common wall lizard)
Lineage: Eukaryota; Metazoa; Chordata; Lepidosauria; Squamata; Lacertidae
Source: RefSeq, a predicted model, not a curated record
AGUCGGUCACGACUGGACCUAAUGGUCAGGGGUCCCUUUACCUUUACCUAUUGCUGGUGCAAAUAAGCCUUUUCAGGGACUGUUUGAAACAAGGGGGGGGGGGACCUGGUUUUUCCACUAACUUUGUUACUGUUGUCAAAUAUAGUAAAAGUAAUCUUUCAGGUUACCAUAGUUCAUUAAUUUAUAAUUAGUUUUAUCGUCUCCAUUUUCUCCAAGGAGCAUGAAAUUUUUAAGUUUGUCACUUUGCUUAUUUGUUAGUAUUCAAAUGUUUAAUAAAUGCUAUCUUUAAAAAUUAACUACUAGUAAGUAGUAAGGAAAAAUUAACAAGAUGCAAACAUUCAUUAGAGAGCAUUUGAAUCUUAGGGCAACAAAAUAAGAUAUUUUUAAACAUGAAUGUGGUGUAUUACAUCUAUGCCAAUCCCACUAAUGCUAUUAUUUUGCUUACUUUAGAAUGGCGGGUAGUGGGAACAUGUAGAAGAUCAUUGUAGCAUUCCUGUAGCUACCAGUUUGUCCCAUUCUACAUUUUUCUGUAGCGGGUUGUUGAAUAAUAUAAUAAAUCUAAAGUGCUCACAAAACAAAUUACAAAUUCAAUUUGAAAUUAAAGUAAAAGUUUUUAAACAUUGCUAGUUUUGAAGAACUGGAGUACUACUUUAUUCAUAUUCUUGGCAAGGUAUCAGUUACAUUAUAAGGAUAUUUGUUAUAUUAUGUUAUAGAAAAUAAUUUUGUUGUAGAUUUUAAGAAAUAUAUAUUUAGUUUAAAAAGUUAUACAUUGUUUCAUUACAUCUCCAAUAAUUCUGUAGAUCAGACAUUGGCCUGGUUCACAUGGGUGGCAUGGCAGCUGGUUCACAUCCAGCUUUCUCACCAACCAGAGGAUAAUGAGCAAAAGUUAUCACCAUAUACUGAAAAAUCUAAGGGGUCUUUCUUGGUAUCAGAAUGGACGAAGACGCUGAGGGUAGCUGUUAUAACCAAGCUGACUGGUCUAAUACAUAAGCAAGAAGGAAUAACAACUUGGUGCUUUAUGAUUAUUACUGAAUUAAGAUAUUAAUGAUCUUCUGCGGAGAAUACAUUUUGAAGGCUCUUCCCAAGUUGCUCCUUCUGGAACCUGUCAUUUAGAACAUUGCCAUUUAUCAUCCAGAAAAGUAUAAACGUGCAGACGUACAAAUGUCUACCACAAGACUAAAGUGUGAUAUGUUAUGUUCUUUACCAUAAGCACCCAUAAAAUGAGCUCCAUUGCAGACAGAGAUGAUGGUAGCAUUUUUGAUGGUCUCGUGGAAGAAGAUGACAAGGAUAAAGCGAAGAGGGUGUCAAGAAACAAGUCUGAAAAGAAACGCAGAGAUCAGUUUAAUGUACUCAUCAAAGAACUGGGAUCCAUGCUUCCGGGCAAUGCUCGGAAGAUGGACAAAUCUACUGUACUGCAGAAGAGCAUUGAUUUCUUACAGAAGCACAAAGAGAUCACUGCCCAAUCAGAUGCCAGUGAAAUCCGACAGGACUGGAAACCCACAUUCCUUAGUAAUGAAGAAUUCACUCAGUUAAUGUUAGAGGCUCUUGAUGGUUUUUUCUUAGCAAUCAUGACAGAUGGAAGUAUAAUAUAUGUAUCAGAAAGUGUAACCCCCUUACUUGAACACUUGCCAUCUGACCUUGUGGAUCAGAGUAUAUUUAAUUUUGUCCCGGAGGGGGAGCAUUCAGAGGUUUAUAAAAUACUGUCUACUCAUCUGUUGGAAAGUGAUUCGUUGACCCCAGAAUAUUUAAAAUCAAAAAACCAACUAGAGUUCUGUUGCCAUAUGCUCCGAGGGACAAUAGACCCCAAAGAGCCACCUACAUAUGAAUAUGUAAAAUUUAUAGGAAACUUCAAAUCAUUGAGUAACAUGUCUAACUCUGCGCAUAAUGGUUAUGAAGGAACCAUUCAGCGAUCGCAUAGGCCUUCCUAUGAAGACAGAGUUUGUUUUGUAGCUACAGUCAGGUUAGCUACACCUCAGUUUAUCAAGGAAAUGAGCACUGUUGAAGAACCCAAUGAAGAGUUCACCUCUAGACAUAGCUUAGAAUGGAAGUUCCUUUUCUUGGAUCACAGGGCACCGCCAAUAAUAGGUUAUUUACCAUUUGAAGUGUUGGGGACAUCAGGCUAUGAUUAUUAUCAUGUUGAUGACCUAGAAAACCUGGCAAAAUGUCAUGAACACUUAAUGCAAUAUGGAAAAGGGAAAUCCUGCUAUUACAGAUUCCUCACAAAGGGUCAACAGUGGAUUUGGUUGCAGACUCAUUACUAUAUCACUUACCAUCAGUGGAAUUCUAGACCAGAGUUCAUCGUAUGUACACACACAGUAGUAAGUUAUGCAGAGGUUCGAGCAGAAAGGCGGCGUGAACUUGGUAUUGAAGAGUCUCUACCAGAAAUAGCUGCAGAUAAAAGUCAAGACUCUGGUUCUGAGAAUCAUAUAAGCACAGUAAGCCUCAAAGAAGCUUUGGAGAGAUUUGAUCACAGCCCUACACCUUCUUCUGCCUCCAGGAGUUCAAGGAAAUCUUCUCACACUGCAGUUUCAGACCCUUCUUCAACGCCAACAAAGAUGACAAUGGAUACUAGCACUCCUCCAAGGCAAAAUUUAUCCACUCUUGAAAAGUCUGCACAAAGGAGGGCAUCGCUUGGUAAUCAGUCUUUAAAUUCGCAAUCUAUUGGACAACCUUUAGCGCAGCCAAUGAUGUCCCAGCCUGCAUCUUUACAGAUUCAGCAAGGCAUGUCUCAGCCUAUGCUUCAGUUUUCUGCUCAGUUAGGAGCUAUGCAGCACUUAAAGGACCAAUUGGAGCAAAGAACACGAAUGAUAGAAGCAAACAUUCAUCGGCAACAAGAAGAACUGCGUAAGAUUCAGGAACAACUCCAAAUGGUCCAUGGGCAAGGACUUCAGAUGUUCUUGCAGCAGUCAACUCCUGGAUUAAACUUUGGUUCUGUUCAGCUGACUCCUGGAAACCCAUCAAAUAUUCAGCAGAUUACACCAAUAAAUAUGCAAGGUCAAGUUGUUCAAACUAAUCAAAUCCAAGGUGGCAUGAACACUGGGCAUAUUGGUGCUCAACACAUGAUACAGCAACAGCCUUUGCAAAGUACUACCCAACAGCAUAAUCAACAAAAUAUUCUCAGUGGGCACAGUCAGCAGACUUCUCUUUCUACGCCAUCUCAGAGCACACUGUCAGCCCCCUUGUAUAACACUAUGGUGAUUUCCCAGCCGGCUACAGGGAACAUGGUCCAGAUCCCUUCUAAUUUGCCACCAAGUAAUAACCAGAAUGCUGCUAUUACCACAUUUACCCAAGACAGACAAAUCAGAUUUCCCCAAGGACAGCAGCUUGUAACAAAGCUAGUCACUGCCCCUGUAGCUUGCGGAGCAGUUAUGGUACCAAGUACUAUGUUUAUGGGACAGGUGGUGACUGCUUAUCCCACUUUUGCUGCACAACAGCAGCAGCCACAGACGUUGUCAAUAACACAGCAGCAGCAGGAGCAGCAGCAACAACAGCAGCAGCAGCAACAACAGCAGCAGCAGCAGCAGCAACAACAGCAACAACAGCAGCAGCAGCAGCAGCAGCAACAGCAGCAUCAACAACAACAACAGCAACAGCAGCAGCAGCUCAAUGCAGUUCAGCAACCUGCUCAAACUCCGCUGACCCAGCACCCACAACAGUUCUUGCAGACCUCCAGGUUGCUUCAUGGAAAUCAGUCAACUCAGCUUAUUCUCUCUGCUGCUUUUCCACUACAACAAAGCACUUUUACCCAGUCACACCACCAGCAGCAUCAGUCGCAACAGCAGCAGCAGCAGCAGCACCAACAGCAACAAAUUUCACGACACAGAACUGACAGCAUGACAGAGGUUUCCAAAAUUCAGCCGCGGUAGCAUGGAGGCUCUUGCUUCCAGGAGCAAUGCCCUGGUGUUAGAGAAAGAAGCCUACAGACUUUGUGAAGUGCAGUAUUGAAUAUUCUUCUAACCGCUUGGAAUGUGUGUGCUGAGGAAAACAAAGCAAACUGCUGUUGGAGGUAUAUUAGGUAUAAAUCUGCAAAAAAGAUGACUGGGACAGGGACAUGGCUACCUUUGAGAGGAACCUAGUUACUCUGGUUUCUGUGUUUUGUUUUUCCUUCAAAGGCAUGCACUGCCAUCAGUUAACUUGUCCAGAUCAAGUCUCAAAAUGUUCAGUGGACUAAAUAGGGCACUUAAAUAUCUUGAUGUUUUUAGCAAUUUUCUCAGAUUAAGUGUUACAAUGGACAUGCUGUCAUGACAGCAGUUGGGUUUUGUUUUUUUAAAAAAAUUGUUUGCCUGCAAUUAUGCUCCAAAAGGAAGUUAAUUUUUUCACAUUUUGGGACAGCAAAUAUUUUCAAAAUAUUGUGUGGAAUCAGUCUUCAUUGUACAGAUACUGUAAAAUACUAUGUAUAUGUCUGGAUAAAAGGUGAGAGAGCAGAAUAUUUUAUAUGAUGCAUGAAACUGUUUUGAAUAUGUUUCCCCCCUACAUUUUCACACAAUGCUCAGAUUACUAUUUUCAUCCGUUUAUACUUGUUUGUCUUCUACAUCAUGCUCCAUCAUUUAUUCUCACCUGUAUUGUGGGCACAAGUCUUCUGUUUGUGCUUUAUGUGUGAUUGUCGGAGUUAGUUCAAUGAGGUAAUAUAGUGUGCUGGUUUGUGGAAGUUUUGCAGUUAAAUUAUUGAUGAAACUCUUUGAACUUGUGGGGGGGGGUUCAAGGCAUUAAGAUUCAUAUAUAUCAUUUGUCAUUUCAUAAAUACUCAAAUUUUUUUCUUUGGGAAAAAAAUAGGAAUUUGCACUGCUCUAUUGUGGAUGGUUUGGAAUUUUACUCCCCCAAAGCUAUCUUUUGAUAUAAUACAUAGUUGGAAAUAUUUAUGUAAAAAAAAAUAAGGUUUAAAAAUAUGAAAGUAAUUUUCAAGAAUGUCUCAAAUAUAGGAGUAAUUUGCACAGAAAAAUAUAUUUGAAUUUAAUAAUUGUAGGCACUUUUUAACCUCUGUGGUGAGAAAUACAACUUCUCAGAAUUUGUUGGAAUCUUUUUAUUCUUCUUUGAACAUUUUGACCUUCAUUUAAUCAGAAAUGAUUCAGGGUCAUUUGAAAAAACAAAAACAAAAAAACCCCAUAGUGCCUUGAUUUUGAUUCAGGUGAUAGUGUUAAACAUCUCUAAUUACAUUAUAUGGAAUUUGUGACCAUUUUUGAAGUCUUAGUACAUGGUUAACAAAGCAUCCUUCAUAGCUGUUUCUCCACUGUAUUUGUAUAUAUAUAUAGAGAGAGAGAGAAUAAUACAAAUUGGGGUAUGAAGUUCUGAAUUUUUGGCACACCCCUUUUUAACCAUACAUCAUGUAAUGACUUACUUUUGAAGUAUUCGUUUACCAAGAAAUUAAGUUCUUUUAAAUAA